GACGGGAUGACUCGGUACAGCAGAAGUGUAAAAAUUUUCUCUCUCUCUCUCUUCGUCCAAUCUUGGACCCCUCGCUGAACAUGCCGUGUCAUCAUCGAAGUUGUUGUCUGCCGCCAUAUACAUAUUUGCCCCCCCUCCGUUCACAUCUCAUUCUUGAGACCCCUUUUCCCCGGAUUUCAUGACAUACAACCAGACCCAUCGUGAAGCGGAGCAUCUUGAAUCCUCGUUAACCAUUUUGAGGCCCUCCUUUCUCUCUGAUUGAUUGAAAAAAAAGAUACCCCUCACUUCCAGAGCCGUUCUAUUCCCGUCUCUUUCACUCAGACCUUCUGUAUCAUCCCACCUUACACCUCUUCAACUCACUAUUAUCGCUCAUCUCAUAGCGGUUCAUCCCUCUCAAAGAUACCCCCCUGAAAAGUCACUUUUCAAACUCAUAUCACAAUGACCAACAACGACGCAACCAAGCCUAACGGCACCAACGGCGAUGCUAAGAACACGUUCGCCGUCAAGGCCGGACUCGCCCAGAUGCUCAAGGGAGGUGUCAUCAUGGACGUGACCGACGCCGCCCAGGCCCGCAUCGCCGAGGAGGCCGGCGCCUGCGCCGUCAUGGCCCUGGAGCGCGUCCCGGCAGACAUCCGCAAGGACGGCGGCGUCGCCCGCAUGUCCGACCCUGCCGUCAUCAGGGAGAUCCAGAACGCCGUCACCAUCCCCGUCAUGGCCAAGGCCCGCAUCGGCCACUUUGUCGAGUGCCAGAUUCUCGAGGCCCUCGGCGUCGACUACAUUGACGAGAGCGAGGUCCUCACCCCGGCCGACAAGGUCUACCACGUCGAAAAGGCCGACUUCAAGGCCCCCUUCGUCUGCGGCUGCCGCAACCUCGGCGAGGCCCUGCGCAGAAUCGCAGAGGGCGCCGCCAUGAUCCGCACAAAGGGCGAGGCCGGCACCGGCGACGUCGUCGAGGCCGUCACCCACGUCAAGCAGGUCACCAGAGACAUUGCGCGCGCCAAGGGUGUUCUCGCGACCGAGGGCAUCCUGGGCAUUCGCGCCCUGGCGAGAGAGCUCGAGGUCGACCCUACACUCCUCCAGCAGACGGCCGAGCUCGGCCGUCUCCCCGUCGUCAACUUUGCCGCCGGCGGUGUCGCCACCCCCGCGGACGCGGCGCUGAUGAUGCAGCUCGGCUGCGACGGUGUCUUUGUCGGCAGCGGCAUCUUCAAGUCUGGCGACCCGGCCAAGCGCGCCAAGGCCAUCGUGAGAGCGACGACGCACUACAAGGACGCCAAGGUCCUCGCCGAGUGCAGUGAGGGACUUGGUGAGGCCAUGGUCGGCAUCAACUGCGACAGCUUGAAGACGGAGGAGAAGCUGGCCACCCGUGGGUGGUAAGCAAAGGUGUUCGGAGGUUUAGGAGCUUAGACUGCUGGGAGGCAGCGUGUGUGUGAGAUUUGGGAUGUUCAUAUGGGUUCAUGACUCUGCGAUAUGAAAAGCAGUGAUUUUCUUUUUCAACCAAGACAUGGAGGCAUUGUGGCCGCAUCAGCUAGCGAAGCCGAGGGGGUCCUUCUUCUACGGAGCAUUUGGAAAAAUUGGGC
Colletotrichum scovillei is the source of this 1577-nucleotide messenger RNA. Its product is annotated as pyridoxine biosynthesis protein. Gene Ontology annotation, molecular function: amine-lyase activity. The transcript has a single exon. NCBI's taxonomy places the organism in Eukaryota, Fungi, Ascomycota, Sordariomycetes, Glomerellales, Glomerellaceae. The record is from RefSeq and is a predicted model, not a curated record. The coding region runs from base 439 to 1374 and encodes 311 amino acids. Gene Ontology annotation, biological process: pyridoxine biosynthetic process; amino acid metabolic process; pyridoxal 5'-phosphate biosynthetic process.